Messenger RNA from Leptinotarsa decemlineata (Colorado potato beetle), 2392 nucleotides. RefSeq lists its product as uncharacterized. Gene Ontology annotation, cellular component: membrane. NCBI's taxonomy places the organism in Eukaryota, Metazoa, Arthropoda, Insecta, Coleoptera, Chrysomelidae. The record is from RefSeq and is a predicted model, not a curated record. Gene Ontology annotation, molecular function: ligand-gated monoatomic ion channel activity.
GUAAUAGCCAAAUACUCCAGUAAUGGUUACAUGGACAUCUUACAAGAAAAAUGGUAUGGAGGUUUGCCCUGCUUCAAAUUGGCUAAUGAUAUUGCUCAACCAAGACCGUUAGGUGUGAAAGGGGUUGGCGGAGUCUUCAUUCUAUUGGGAGUGGGUAUACUACUUUCAGUAUCGAUUCUUCUACUGGAGCACUUGUUUUUUCGGUACACUCUGCCCAUUCUUCGAGAAAAACCAAAGGACAGCGUUUGGCGCAGUAGGAACAUUAUGUUCUUCAGUCAGAAAUUGUACCGCUUCAUCAACUGCGUAGAAUUGGUGUCGCCACAUCACGCCGCUAGGGAAUUGGUCCACACCAUCAGACAAGGACAAAUAACGAGUUUGUUCCAGAAAAGCAUAAAAAGGAAGGAACAUGAACAACGCAGGAGGAGGAAAAGCAAAGCACAGUUCUUUGAAAUGAUCCAAGAAAUUAGAAGUACUAUUCGCAGGCAACAACAAGAGGAGAGAGAACCCCCCCUGGAACCCGUAACCGAAGUUGAUUCAGAGUACCAACUAUCUCCCGAUGAAAAGAAGUCCAAAUUGAGCCCUAGCAUCAUCAGAAGAACUUUCCUGAGAUCUAGCCCUAAGGCAGAUAGCGGAGGGAAAAUCAGAUCACCCACCACCUACUUCAAUAAACAACUCUUCAGUCCCAGGUCUAAGAACAGAGCAAAAAGUUCAGUAACUCUCAAUGUCAGACGAUUCAGCACUGACAGUGUAUUCAAUUCUCCAUCUCUCAAACAAGACCGCAGUAGUGCUGUUGGUAGAAGAUUGAGUAAGGAUUUUCUAUCAAGCUCACCGCCUGAUAUAAACAGCAGAAGGUCAAGUGCUUUAGAUAUGCUGAGCAGUGGAAGUAAAUUGGCCGGAAAAAGUCCUAUUCUAUCCAUUGAGAAUCUAUCAGACUGCAGCAAAUACUCGGAACCGAUGAGAAAACUUUCAGACAGCGAAAGUAUUGGUAAAAAGCUAGCCACCUUACCACGCUAUCAAGAACCAAUUGACAAACACCGUUUGCAACCGCAGUACAGCUUGACUCUUGGCAAAAGUGAUGAAACUUUAUGCUCAUCUGGAAAAUCUGACUUUUUGACAACAACUAGAAGUUUCAAUAAUGUAUCGGGGACCAAUACAAGUGAAAUGAAAAAUAACUUAUCUGAUGACGACGUUGCUAGGAGAAACAGGCAAACUAUAGAGGAACUACAAGGAAGAAUCACGAAAAAUCUCAAACCACUCAAGAGAACCGAAAAUGUUACACCGAAACAAAAAAAUAAUCCUCAGAUUCGAAUUCAGGUGGAAGAUACCACGCAGGUUGAAUCAAUCCCUGACAAGGUUGAAUUGCGACAUCCUCCGUUGUCAAGAAGAAAUAAAACCAGGCAUCAGAGUUUGGGUGAUGCGACAGCAUCCAUUGGCGAACAGAACAGAAGAAAUAGGUUAACAGAGCAAUCGAAAUCCCUGGAUAGUAACAAUCCUACGCCUAGAGAAAAGUCAAGGUCAAAAUCAAGACUACGAGAAGAAGAAUUGCCACCUGCUCCACCUCCUCCUAACUGUUCUCCGCGGAAUUCAAAUGGCAGGUCUCCUCUGGAACGUCUAUCCAAAGACGAGUUGGUUCUUUUAUGGAGGAGUUCGGAGUCUGAGCUCAGAAGCCACCUACUGACGGCUCUGAGGGAUAAGGAAGAGCCAUCAGAUCCCACUUGAGAAAGUACCGGAAAGUUUGAGGAAGGACAACUUUGAAGUCAUGACUUGGCAGUCCGGAACCUUCGUUUUGCCAUUACGACCAUCUUCAUUCAUUUUCCAAUUGGAUCAUAGUGAAACUUUUUGACAGUCGUUGAUUCACUAGGCACGGAGAUGUUUGAAAUGGAAUUUGGUGCCUAUGGAAUGAAUAAACGGCCUUAGCAUUAUUAAUAGUGAUAAAAAUCGACCACUAAGUGUUACUAGGAGCCUUUAUCUUUGGAGGCUAAGAGCCUCAUCGCCUUUUUAACUAGGACUGUUUCUAUAGAAUUUUAUCGAUCAAUUCACCAUGUUCUUCUUAAUUUCCAUGAUUCUCAUAAAUUUAAUGAUAUAUACUGCCAAUUAUAUUUAGAAUUUUUCAAGUAGAUUGGUGAUAUUGAAGUCUUAUGCUGCAGAUUUAAGGGUGUUUGAAGGGAGUUUUAAUGAAUAGUUUAGCAAAAAUGUCAGAUAUUAAUGUUAUUACCUCCUCGGUAUCACAUGAAAAGUAUGACAUCGAAUAAUGCUCUGGAACAAAACAUCAUUAUUCAACUACGAUGUGAAAAGAUAUUUUCAUUAUGGAAAACUAGCGCUGGGAAACUCGCAGGAUUGUUACAUUUCUCAACAUUUCCGACAUCAGAUCCUGGACUAUUAACGUAUUCUA